Saccharomyces eubayanus is the source of this 2757-nucleotide messenger RNA. RefSeq names its product triacylglycerol lipase (gene TGL4). Bases 1 to 2757 code for a protein of 918 amino acids. The transcript has a single exon. Gene Ontology annotation, molecular function: triacylglycerol lipase activity. Lineage: Eukaryota; Fungi; Ascomycota; Saccharomycetes; Saccharomycetales; Saccharomycetaceae. The record is from RefSeq and is a predicted model, not a curated record. Gene Ontology annotation, biological process: lipid metabolic process.
AUGAGCAACAAAAUAUCAAAUCUUACAUCCACACAAAAUAAGCCCCUCCUCGUUACGCAACAACUAAUUGAAAAAUAUUAUGAACAGAUUCUAGGUAGCUCUCAGAAUAUCAUUCCCAUUCUAAAACCCAGGACCAAAUCUAGUAAGCCUCGGAAGGAUAAUGUCAAUGCUGGAAGAGUGGAGGUAGAUGCUAGGGGAAGACUGCAAGAUAGUAAGGGUAUGAUUACCAACCAAGUAAAGUUUAAUUUAGACACCGGAGAUGAGGAGAAAUUAGAUGACGAGCAAGAGACUGUCACAGAAAAUGAUAGUAGCGAUAUAGAUAUGGAGGAUGUGGACGACGACGAGGGGGAAGAAGAAGAAGAAGAAGAGGAGAGAGUAUCUUUGGCAAGUAAAUGCAAAUCAUUUCUUUACAAUGUCUUUGUGGGAAACUAUGAAAGAGACAUCCUUAUUGAAAAAAUCUCCUCCCAGAAGCAACAUGCCAUGUGUUUUGAAGAAUGGUGUUCUGCGGGCGCAAGGCUGGAUGAACUCACUGGGAAAAUAGCGUGGAAACAAAAACUGGAGUCGCCCCUAUAUGAUUACAAGCUGAUAAAAGAUCUAACAUCCAGACUGCGCGAGGAACGGUUGAACAGAAACUACUCUCAACUAUUAUACAUCAUCCGGACCAAUUGGGUACGCAAUCUGGGCAACAUGGGUAAUGUAAACCUUUAUAGGCAUUCUCAUGUUGGUACAAAGUAUCUGAUAGAUGAAUAUAUGAUGGAGUCCAGGUUAGCGCUAGAAUCACUAAUGGAGUCCGACCUUGAUGAUAAUUAUCUACUGGGUAUACUACAGCAAACAAGACGGAAUAUCGGCAGGACCGCUUUGGUCCUUAGUGGGGGUGGUACUUUUGGCCUUUUCCACAUUGGUGUCCUCGGUACAUUAUUUGAACUCGACGUGUUGCCAAGGGUGAUUAGUGGCAGUAGUGCUGGUGCCAUUGUGGCCAGUAUAUUAUCAGUCCAUCAUAAAGAAGAAAUCCCUGUUUUGCUAAACCAUAUCCUGGAAAUGGAAUUCAAUAUUUUUAAGGACGAUAAACAGAAAAGUGAAAGUGAGAAUUUACUAAUCAAAAUAUCCAGGUUUUUCAAAAACGGUACAUGGUUUGAUAAUAAGCAUCUAGUAAAUACAAUGAUAGAAUUUUUGGGCGAUUUGACCUUUAGAGAGGCGUACAACCGAACCGGGAAAAUUUUGAACAUAACAGUUUCCCCUGCAUCGUUAUUUGAACAACCACGUUUGCUGAACAAUUUAACUGCACCCAACGUUCUCAUUUGGUCAGCAGUAUGUGCAUCAUGCUCAUUACCAGGGAUUUUCCCCUCGAGUCCGCUAUAUGAAAAGGACCCCAAGACAGGGGAAAGGAAAGCUUGGACCGGAAGUAGUUCUGUCAAGUUUGUUGAUGGUUCUGUGGACAAUGAUUUACCCAUAUCUCGUCUUUCUGAAAUGUUUAACGUAGACCAUAUUAUCGCAUGCCAAGUGAAUAUUCACGUUUUCCCCUUUUUGAAACUAUCAUUAUCCUGUGUGGGCGGGGAGAUUGAAGAUGAGUUCAGUGCAAGGCUGAAGCAAAACUUGUCGAGCAUAUACAAUUUUAUGGCCAAUGAGGCUAUUCAUAUUUUAGAAAUCGGAAGCGAGAUGGGAAUUGCAAAAAAUGCUCUGACAAAAUUAAGAUCGGUGUUAUCUCAACAAUAUUCUGGUGACAUUACUAUCUUACCUGAUAUGAAUAUGCUUUUCAGGAUCAAAGAGCUAUUAUCAAAUCCGACAAAGGAGUUUUUGUUAAGGGAAAUUACCAAUGGGGCAAAGGCUACGUGGCCCAAAAUAUCCAUUAUUCAAAAUCACUGCGGCCAGGAAUUUGCUUUGGAUAAGGCAAUCUCUUAUAUAAAAGGCAGAAUGAUUGUCACUUCCUCUUUGAAAAACCCCUUGCAGUUUGCAGAUUCGGCUAUUGGUUUAAUCAAAGCCCCAGAGCAAGUCCCAGAGGAAUCCAAAGAUCCAGCAAAUGUGACGUUACUAACCAGAACACCAACAAAGGGCGAGAAAGCCGGUAAUCAUAUUGCCAGUGUAUUGGAUGACUACUUGUUAGAAUCCGAAUCUACCAACUCUUUAUUAUUGCUAAGAGAAAAUGCAAGCACGUAUGGGCGUUCGCCCUCCGGCUUCAGACCAAGGUAUUCCAUAACAUCUGCUUCGUUGAAUCCGCAUCAUCAAAGAAGAAAAUCGGAUACUAUUUUCACUUCAAGAAGACCAGGAAAAUCUUUCUCAUUUUCAGUUGCCUCUCCAACAUCGAGAAUACUAAGACAAUCUAAUAAAAUCAAUGGACACCCACCCCCAAUUCUGCAAAAAAAGGCAUCCUCUGGCCGAUUGAUGUUCCCUGUGGACGUCAAAGCCUAUGGUUCAGAAAGCCAUGAGCUUGUCCCACAUUCUGCUAGUAUUGAAACACCUACAAUGGUAGACAAGAAACUGCAUUUUGGCCGGAAGAAUAAAUAUCUAAAGCAUCUGAACAAAAAAUGGGUUAGCAAUGGGAACGCAUUGUACACAGAUCCAGAGAAGGAUGAACAUCCUACAUUAAGGCUAAUCAGCAAUGUCGAUUCGAACGCAAUGAUACACCACGAUCUUGCAAAUACUUUUAGACGUCAUAGCGUUGAUGGAAGACCACCUUCUCAAGCCAUAAAGAGCUCGCCAUUUCGCUCAAGGCCUUCAUCUUCAGCACAGCACAAGAGCACUAAUAAUGUUACCCAAUAA